Megalobrama amblycephala (Wuchang bream) is the source of this 2408-nucleotide messenger RNA. It is a transcript of the gene fam89a, whose product is annotated as family with sequence similarity 89 member A. The coding region runs from base 130 to 657 and encodes 175 amino acids. The record is from RefSeq and is a predicted model, not a curated record. NCBI's taxonomy places the organism in Eukaryota, Metazoa, Chordata, Actinopteri, Cypriniformes, Xenocyprididae. The transcript has 2 exons.
GUGUUGUUCGGAGCGGUGACUGUUACAUGGGUUUUUCGACGUUGGAGUGUAAAGGUCUUUAAGAAAAUUAUCACAUGCCGUUACUGUACUCUCGUCUGUAAGCAGAGCGUGUUAUUUGUGAAUGUUAGUAUGAAUGGUAAGGUUGGGAAUGGAGCAGCGGGCGGCAUGCUGGCCUGUAUUGAGGGUCUACCGCCGCUGCCCAAGAGCCUGAGCGGACUGCUCAACUCCAGCGGCGGGUCGUGGAGAGAGAUGGAGAGGAUGUAUGUGAAGAAGACCAUGAUUCAGGAUGACUUGAGCCGAGGACGGAAUAACACGGACAGUCUGCUGGCGAAUAAACCAGCAAACCUGGAUGCCGCCCUGGCUUUGCUGAGAAAAGAGAUGGUGGGCUUGCGGCAGCAGGACAUGUCCCUGCUCUGUCAGCUCUGGUCCCUUCACGAGUCCAUCCAGGAGUACAAAGGCAGCUGCCAGGACCUCUCCGCUGUGUCCAGUGCAGAUGGACCGUAUGGAAUGGAGAACGGCUAUUUCGAUGAAGAUGAGGAAUAUUAUACUGAAUCCGGUAUGACGCCAACCGAAACGCCAGAUGGAAAUGAUACAUCUCCUAAAAACGGGACAUCCAAGGACAGCUGGAUACAUGACUCGUUCCAUAUCACAAUAUAAAAUGCUUGACUUUUUUUUUUUAUCUUUUUUUUUUUGGUUUAUGAAAACAAGCUGUGCCAUAAUUUAGUUUGCUGGCAUCGUUUAGUUUUACAGCAGACUCUUUCUAUAGGAAAUAUAAAUGAGGAUUAUUAUUUAUUGUAUAAUAUAGUAUUUUUUUUUUUUUCCUGAUUUAAUCAACAUCGGAAAUUUUAUAAGAUCAUUUUUAUAAGGGCAGAAGCAUAUCAUUUCAUAAUGAUGUUUACAGUAAAUCAUGCUUAAAUUUAUGUUGGUGAAUUUAAAGACAUUUUGACGCUUCACCCCUCUGGAUUUAUAAAAGUCUUAUUUCUCGCUGAGCAGUCGCUCGCUGGGUGCUUACAGGAAACAGGGGUUUGUUUUUAUUAAAAAUAUCAAUUCUGAAUAUGCUGGAAAUGCUACCUAUUCUUCGCUGACAUAUAAUCCAGGGUAUAACCAACACAAAGAGCUUGUGACAGCAUCACCAAAACAAAACUCAAUGUUCCAGUUUUCUUAUUGUAUUAUGUGUAACUCAUUAUGAACAUAUCUAUAUACUGUGUAAGUAAAUCGAUAACCAGCUCCAUAACAUUUCCUUCCCACCUUAUGUAAACCUAUGCUAGAUCAUGUAUUGUAGAUGUUUUAUUUAUUUCCUUAUAAUUGCUGCUUUGAUUCAGUCUUCCAUUGCACUGAAAUCCCUCUCAGUGCAUAUCAUGGGAGAAUCAUCAUGUGUCUUUUUGCUCAAAUGUCAAGUGACGCACAUGAGGUCACCUGUAUUCAAAAUGUGAGAUAAUAAACUUUGCAAGUACAUAUGGCCAUCAAGCAACCAAAAACAAAAGCAGUGUAUGCAUAUUGUGAAUGUUAUCACAGCAUGCCAUAAUGUAAGCAUUUUCUCGACGUGUUGGUGAAUCGAAUGCCUGGAAUUCAAAAAGUGCAUCAUGAUGGAUCAUCCAAUUCUGACUGAGAACUGACAAUCUUCAGAGAUGUUUCAUCUACAUGAAUAUUAAUAUCAGCAGAGAGAGAAUUUGUUCUACCUCUUGUGUGUUUGAGCUCUGAAAUGUUUUUUCUCGCACCAGCAGACACAAUCACACCGCUUUUUAAAAUUCCCAGCAUUUAUGAUUCAAUUUUAACACUCUUCCAAUUUAUAACCUUCUUAUUUGGUUCAAUUUUUGAGAGAAAAAAAAAAUAAGGAUCUUGUUAUGCAACCACAAGGCUUUAGGUGCUUUGACCAAAAGCAGCACUGAACUUCACACAUCGUGCCUUGACGCACCUCGGCUUUGAAUCCAGGUGUUUUUGCCAUUUUUGGCCCUCUCUUAUCAUAUAAUUUCAUAUCUACAUCCAGCAUCUUCAUGCAUCCAUUUCAGUCCCUCUAAUUAACAGCAGAACGUUCCACCCUGAAAAUGUCUCCUCGCCACCCGCCUCAUUAUCUUCUACCCUGUGGUGAUUUAUUGCUGUGAUCCUGCUAGGAAAUUUCCUCUCGGAUUUCGUAAUUUGCAUAGGAGUCAGUAAAAGUAAUUUUUGGCCCGUUUGAACUCUGUGGUUGGUUGUGAAAUGAUUUCUGCAGUUGUUUUGUAUACAAAGAUGGUACAUUAUUCUGUUAGAUGGCUUUUGUCUGUUUGAUGUUUCUGGUCAGUCCAUGUUCUUGUAUGUUUUGCAAAGUUGUCAGAUGUGUUUGAAUUGAUAAUUGAUACAGGAAUGAUCCAUUUUGUGUGUUUUAUUGUGUGUGUGUUAGCUAUAUAAAAUAAAUAUAAUAAUGUAUGGUC